AUGCCUUACGAACCAUUACUAGAUCUAAACAAGUUCAAUGAGGUGACUUUGAAAAAUUUAACUGAUCAACUCGACAGAGUCUACACUUCCAACAACUUGCUCGUGCUUGAUCCAAUAUUAUCUCCACUCAUCAAUAGAUUAGCUUCGUUUCUGAUCAUCAAAGAACAUGCCAAGUGUCAAAAUGUUGCUUGGCUCAAUGAUGAUUUACUCAAAAUUCCAAUUGAUGUUGUUACGAAAUAUUCAAGCUUGGUUAUAUUAAUGCCAGAGUCGUUAGAGAAUCUUGGGAAACUAAAAAGUUAUAUAUCGACUAUUGCAAAGAAGGCGCAUGGCUUACGGUACAACUUAAUAGUUAAAGAUUUAUCCAAGACAUUUGUAUUCCAGGUGAACCAACAAUUUGAAGGUAUCAUUGACUUUGAAAAAAUCUUGAAUUUGAAUAACAAUAAUAAUAACAAUAAUAAUAAUAAUAAUGAAUACCAAUAUUAUGAUAAUGAGGAUAAGAAUAAAAUUGAAUUUGAAAUUGAAAACGAAAAUGAAAAUAAAAAUGAAAAAAAAGAAAAGAGGAUGCAUAUGAUGAUAAUGAAAAACAAUGAGAAGAAAAAGACAAUGCCAUUGGUUCCUAGACCCCUUUCUAUCACUUCAAAGAUAAAACUCUUUGAUUGGAAAACAGAUCCAAUUUACACUGACGGUAUACUAGUUACUGAAGAGACAAGUCAGUUUAGUGGAUUAAAUGACUAUUUUGAACGGCCUUUGAAGCAACUCAAUCAACUUUCUGAUGCAUUGAUCAAAUUAUUGUUUUAUGGCAUUAAACCUAACGAUAAGCACCGUCAUCAUUUCAAGUUGAGGAAUAUAUAUGGUAAGGGUAAUCAUUCCGAGUUGUUCAUUAAAAUGUUGAGAGAGUCCCAAAUACCAUCAUUUUUGAGUGAAAACAUGCAAACGACGGAGAUUGAAUUCUAUCAAGAUAAAUUACAUAGUAAUACUGACUUGGUUGUUAUUGAACGAAACGUUGACUUGUUUCCAGUUAUCUUUAGUCAACUAAAUUAUCAUGGAAUAAUUGAUGAUAUGUUUGGUAUCAACUUUGAGACUAUUGUGAAAUUUGAAGGUGGUAUUAGCAAUAAAGAUUUGGCAAAUGAUGAGUUAUACAAUAAUGAUUUGAAGCAUUUGAAUUUCUCAACGGUGGGUGCAAGAUUGAAUAGAUUGGCCAAGUAUAUUAAGCAAAGAUUUGAAAAUACCGGACGCAAUGAUGACGAUACAAAUAUCAAUGAGAUGAAGAAUUUGGUUGCCGCAUUGGGUAACUUAACACAACAGCAGGAACUUUUGAAAAAACAUACAUUGAUUGGUGAAAGCAUUGUAGGUAAAGUAGAGACCGAUUAUGAGAAAUUUUUAACUUUCCAAAACGAUGUGUUUGAUAUGGAUUAUAAACUUCAAAUAUCCAACUUGAAACUGUUUCUUAAUAACAACUAUCCAAUAGAAAACAUAUGGACUAUUAUUUUGCUCAUUGGAUACAUAAAUGACGGAAUAAUGAAUACGGACUUGGAGAUGAUAAUGACGGAGAUUCAUGAAAAUUAUGGCUUUAGUGCUGUAUUAUCGUUGCAGCGAUUGAUUGAUUUAAAACUAAUUCGUAAAGUCAACGAUUCGUCCAAUGACUUUUUUGCAUCCUUGGGCUUGACGAGUCAAAAGAAACACGCGGCUACUCCUCAAGUUGACGAAGACGACUCUGACGUGGGUAUUAGUGGUUGCAAAGAUGUGUUUAAGAGCAACUACACCUUGAUUAAUAAAUUCUGGAACUUGCACCCGCUGCCAGAAGAAGAACUCGAAGGGGAAGAAGAAGAGGAAAAAGGAGGACUAGGAAGAGGAAAAAAUAGGAGGGUGGAAGAUGGUAGAGGUGAUAAUGAUGAUAAUGAUGAUGAUAAUCAUCAUAAUAAUAAUAAUAAUAAUAAUAAUAAUAACAAUAACGACGAUAACAGUAGGAAGGAUAAUAAAGGUGUUAAUGGACAAGGAAGAAACUAUAACAAGAUGAAUGGGUUGAAGUCGAACGAUACACAUGGAAAUGAAAUAAAACAAGGUACCAGUAUUUUGAAGCUAUAUCCAACUCCAUCAUUUACCCUACCUGGAAAUACUGUCCCCAUAAUUUAUCGAAUGAUUGAAUCCUUAUAUUUCCGUGAUUUCCUUAAAUACAAACCAGUCAACAACAUCAAGAGACGACCCAACUGGGAUAAUCUCGGCUUGAAUACAAUGUUUGCAGGCAAAACAAUCGAUGUAAAUCUAGAGAAUGUGAAUGACGAUAAGCUGAAGUACUUGGUGAUUGUUAUAAUUGGGGGUAUUACAAGAAGUGAAAUGACAUGUUUAAAGUAUUUAGAGGAAAGAUUAAAGCAAAGAAAAAACGGCAGCGGUGCUUCGAAAAAAGUCAUAGUAUUAACAAAUGGCAUAAUUAAUAAUCGAAAACUCUGGCAGUUCAUAGACCAAUGA
Messenger RNA from Lodderomyces elongisporus, 2466 nucleotides. RefSeq names its product tethering complex ATP-binding subunit (gene VPS33). Gene Ontology annotation, cellular component: fungal-type vacuole; CORVET complex. The transcript has a single exon. Bases 1 to 2466 code for a protein of 821 amino acids. The record is from RefSeq and is a predicted model, not a curated record. Gene Ontology annotation, biological process: vesicle-mediated transport; intracellular protein transport. Lineage: Eukaryota; Fungi; Ascomycota; Pichiomycetes; Serinales; Debaryomycetaceae.